AUGUCUGACGUCUCUCUCUCUCGCUAUCUGUUCUAUCCCUCAGCACUAAAAGACGAACGAUUUCAACUGGUCUCCUUCACCCAAAAGCAGUUACGGAUUGCCCUGUCGGAUAUUCGCGUCAGAGAUGAGGGAGGUUAUUACUGCCAGCUGUACUCUGAAGAUACGCACCACCAGGUUGCCAUGGUAACAGUGCUGGUGCCCCCCAAACCAAUUGUGGAGGUACAGGGAGAGACGCUGGUCGCCAACAGGCUGGCCAGUUUAAUAUGCACGGUCCCCCGAAGUAAGCCUCCAGCUCAAAUCCGAUGGCUCCGUGGAAAGAAAGAAAUUGCAGGUAAGGAUUUUCCUUUGGGUUUUUCUGAUGGUGCUUUGGACAGCCCAGGCAGGAACAUCUCCGGAGAGAAAAGGGAAUGAAUCAUUCAGACAUCG
Molecule: messenger RNA, 426 nt
Organism: Chiloscyllium plagiosum (whitespotted bambooshark)
Lineage: Eukaryota; Metazoa; Chordata; Chondrichthyes; Orectolobiformes; Hemiscylliidae
Source: RefSeq, a predicted model, not a curated record